Molecule: messenger RNA, 848 nt
Organism: Pyrus x bretschneideri (Chinese white pear)
Lineage: Eukaryota; Viridiplantae; Streptophyta; Magnoliopsida; Rosales; Rosaceae
Product: protein LITTLE ZIPPER 1
Exons: 2
Coding region: 227-565 (112 amino acids)
Source: RefSeq, a predicted model, not a curated record
CUCUCUCUCUCACAAGUACAGAUACAAACACAAAAAUAGCCAUGUGGCUCACCCUUUGUCUCCUGGGUUCUGCCCAGACAUCUCUCCUAUUUAAAGUCCAAGAACUUUAUUUCUCACAAACCACAUUUCUGUUAGCCUUCUCUUCUCCACGUUUAAACUCUCUCUCUCUCUCUCUCUCUCUCUCUCUCUCUCUCCCCGAGGCAGCAACUGAAUUGUAGAGGAAACAAUGUGUUUGAACUCAGAAACGUCUCCAUCUAGUCCUCUUUACUCUUCUUCUCGCCUUCGAAGGCCAUCAAAGCAAAACAACUUUCGAGUUCGCCGCCUAAUUAACAGGAACAGGAAGGGAAGACCAGGAGAGGCAGCAACAGAGGCAGAGACAGGAGGAGGGGCAAAGAUAGAGCUGCAAAUGAAGAACUUGAAGCUUUACAUGGAGAACCAGAUCAUUAUAGAAGACAAUAACAAGCUGAGGAGAAAAGCGCUGCUUCUCAUCCAAGAAAACCAGGCCUUGUUUUCACAGCUCCAACAAAAGCAGCUUUCUCUCACCAAAACAACAGCAGCAGUAUAAAAUGCAUGCAGAUGCACUAAUAGUCCUAUGAAGCUGAAACAUCGAUCAUAGCAGUACUACUAGACGAAUUAUGUAAACGCAUAUAUAUUUAAUGCUUAAUUUUCAAUUUUCAUCAGAAAAAGUUUAAAUAAGUAGCAGGGACCUCUCUUAGCCUUAAUUUGUUCCUUCAUCUCCUUGUUGGGGGACUGAUAUUAUUCCCCCCACCUCACUUUAUUUGUGGGAUAAUUUUGGUUUAGGUUGCAAACAAAUAAUAAAAUAAGGUAUGCUAUAUGGAUGAUUUACA